Callithrix jacchus (white-tufted-ear marmoset) is the source of this 5946-nucleotide messenger RNA. The record is from RefSeq and is a predicted model, not a curated record. NCBI's taxonomy places the organism in Eukaryota, Metazoa, Chordata, Mammalia, Primates, Cebidae.
UCCCAAAGUGCUGGGAUUACAGGCGGGAGCAAACGCGGUCGGCCAAUCCUAACCGGGUUUGAUCAGCACCUGCUUAGCCCCGGCCUCCCCAGGUGACGACAGGAAAACCUGUUUCCACGCGCAGGUCGCAGAGGCUCAGAGCGCCAGGAGGUGACGCGGUGAAGGAGGGGCGGGCGCACGGCCCAGAUUCCGCAGCUGCGAGGGCGAGGCCUUGGCACUCGCGGGGCCCGGGCGCGGAGUGCGCGGGGCCAAGUCCUGAGCUCCGGGGCAGCGCUCGGCCAUGGGAUCCGCCGCGCGGAGGGGACGCGCCGCGCCCGCCGCCAGGGCCUGCGUGCUGCUGCUACUGCUUUUCUGCUCGCUUCUGAAGACCUGUGAACCUAAAGCUGCAAAUGCCUUUAAACCAAAUAUCCUACUGAUCAUGGCAGACGAUCUGGGCAUUGGGGAUCUCGGUUGCUAUGGCAACGAAACGCUGAGAACGCCAAAUAUUGACCAGCUUGCAGAGGAAGGCGUGAGGCUCACUCAGCACCUGGCGGCCGCCCCACUGUGCACCCCCAGCCGAGCCGCAUUCCUCACGGGGAGACAUUCCUUCAGAUCAGGCAUGGAGGCCAGCAAUGGAUACCGGGCCCUCCAGUGGAAUGCGGGCUCAGGUGGACUUCCCGAGAAUGAAACCACUUUUGCAAGAAUCCUGCAGCAGCGCGGCUAUGCCACCGGCCUCAUAGGAAAAGGGCACCAGGGAGUGAAUUGUGCAGCCCGGGCGGAUCACUGCCACCACCCGCUGAAGCACGGAUUUGACUAUUUCUACGGCAUGCCCUUCACGCUCACCAACGACUGUGACCCAGGCAGGCCCCCCGAAGUGGACGCUGGCCUCAGGGCACAGCUCUGGGUUUACACCCAGUGCCUGGCGCUGGGGAUUCUCACCGUGGCCGCGGGCAAGACCUGCGGUCUCAUCUCUGUCUCCAGGAGAGCAGUCACUGGCAUGGCCGGCCUGGUCUUCCUGUUUUUCAUCUGCUGGUACUCCAGCUUUGGGUUUGUGCGCCGCUGGAACUGUAUCCUGAUGAGAAACCAUGAUGUCACGGAGCAGCCCAUGGUUCUGGAGAACACAGCAAGUCUUAUGCUAAAGGAAGCCAUUUCCUAUAUUGAGAGACACAAGCAUGGGCCAUUUCUCCUCUUCCUGUCUUUGCUCCAUGUACACAUCCCCCUUGUGACCACGGCAGCAUUCCUGGGGAAAAGUCAGCAUGGCUUAUAUGGUGACAAUGUGGAGGAGAUGGACUGGCUUGUAGGGUCUCACUUUGUCGCCCAGGCUGGAGUGCAGUGGUGCCAUCUUGACUCAUGCAGCUUUGACCUCCCAGGCUCAGGGAAGAUUCUUAAUGCCAUCGAAGACAAUGGUUUGAAGAACUCAACUUUCACAUAUUUCACCUCUGACCAUGGAGGACAUUUAGAGGCAAGAGAUGGACACAGCCAGUUAGGGGGAUGGAACGGAAUUUACAAAGGUGGGAAGGGCAUGGGAGGAUGGGAAGGUGGGAUCCGAGUACCUGGGAUCUUCCACUGGCCCGGGGUGCUCCCGGCUGGCAGAGUAAUUGAUGAGCCCACAAGCCUGAUGGACGUGUUCCCCACCGUGGUCCAGCUGGCGGGUGGCGAGGUGCCCCAGGACAGGGUGAUUGACGGCCACAGCCUGGUGCCCUUGCUGCAGGGAACUGAGACACGCUCGGCACAUGAGUUUCUGUUUCAUUACUGUGGGCAGCAUCUCCAUGCAGCACGCUGGCACCAGAAGAACAGUGGAAGCGUCUGGAAGAUUCAUUACAUGACCCCACAGUUCCACCCUGAGGGAGCAGGGGCCUGCUACGGCCGAGGCAUCUGCCCGUGCUCAGGGGAGGGCGUGACCCAUCACAAACCCCCUUUGCUCUUUGACCUCUCCAGGGACCCCUCCGAGGCACGACCUCUGACCCCUGACUCUGAGCCCCUGUACCACGCCGUGAUGGCAAGGGUGGGCGCAGCGGUGUCAGAGCAUCGGCAGACCCUGAGGCCUGUGCCCCAGCAGUUUUCCAUGAGCAACAUCGUGUGGAAGCCAUGGCUACAGCCAUGCUGCGGAAAUUUCCCGUUCUGCUCAUGCCGCGAGGAUGGGGAUGGCAGCCCCCGAAUGCCAGCACUGUGAGGGAGGAUGCCCUGCCGAAAACAAAGUUCUCCAAGCUUGGUCUUAUCUUCAGCUUCCCUUUUGCAAGGAACAUGCCCUGGACUGAGAGUGGGUCCCUAUUUUCUUUCUUUCUUUUCUUUCUUUUCUUUCUUUCCUUCUUUCUUUCUUUCUUUCUUUCUUUCUUUCUUUCUUUCUUUCUUUCUUUCUUUCUUUCUUUGUUUCUUUUUAUUUCUUUCUCUUUCUUUUUUUGAGACAGAGUGUUGCUCUGUUGCCCAGGCUGGAGUGGUGCAAAGGCAUGAUCUCUGCUGACUGCAGCCUCCACCUGCCAGGUUCAAGUGAUCCUCCUGCCUCAGCCUCCAGAGUAGCCGGGGUCACAGACACCCAUCACCGCGCCUGGCUAAAUUUCGUAGUUUUAGUAGAGACAGCGUUUCAACAUGUUGGUCAGGCUGGUCUCACACUCCUAACCUCAAGUCAUCCACCCGCCUCAGCGUCCCAAAGUGUUAGGAUUACAUAUGAUCCACUGCCCCCAUCUAGGGUCUCCAUUUUCUGAUCUGUGAAGUAAGUCUAUCCCAGCAUGCACCCACUAAUGCCUCCUCCUCCUCUUCUAAAUCUCAGGGCUCAUUAUUGUGCCAGUGCCCCAUGUUUCCACCAUCCGUCUUAAAGCAUUGUUCCAAUUUCAGUACCUAGAUGACAUAACAGCCUUCUGAAAGGACAGGGCAAAGUGUCUGUUCCUACUCUUUCACAUAGCUGAGGAAAGUGAAAGCCUCUCAUCUCUGUUCUUGAGGACAUAUUGAUCUCAAAGGGUUGAUGCGUUUUUCAUGCAUUAGAGUCUCUGUUCAUGUGUCCUCAUGGUAUUAUUAUAGAAAUGGCUUCAGGCUGCUGGUAACAGAUGUUGGGAAAAAGGAGUGCCUUAAACAAAGCCAGGCAUGGUGACUCACACCUGUAAUCCCAGCACUUCGGGAGGCCGAGGUCAAAGGAUGACUGGAAACCCAGCAGUUCGAUACCUACCCAGCCUGAGCAACAUGGCGAGACCUCGUCUCUACAAAACCAAAUAGCCCAGAUGUGGUGGCACACAGCUGUAGUCUCGGCUGCUUAGGAGGCUGAGGUGUGAGGAUCGCUUGAGCCUGGGAGGUUGAAACUGCAGUGAGUUAUGAGCACCACUGCACUCCAAGCUAGGGAACAGAGUAAGACCCUGCCUUAAAAAAAUGCCUAAUGGAAAGAACAAGAGAAGAAUGUGUUCUCUUCCAAGUAGUGUGCAGCUCAAGAGGAAGCAACCCAACGCUAGCAAGCUCUUGUCAACACCCAGCUCUGCCACUCUUAGCAUGGCAGAGAGUUGGCCUCAUUAUGUCAACAUGGCUGCCACAGUGCCAGACAUCACAUUCCAGGCAGCAGGAAGGAGAAUGAACCAAAGGGCAUCCCCUUCUCUUGAAUCAGUCCCUGUUAGGGGGGAUUAUCUGGAAGCCCUAACCCAAUUUCUGCUUCCAACUAUUAUCCAUAGAAACAACUGGAAAUUGAGAAGUGCAGGCUUUUAGGUGGGCACCUGGCUUCCCUGUUUGAAACCAGAAUUAGGUUGGUCAGCAGGAAAGCAAGAAAACAUUUACUGAGUUGAUUGAGGUUUUUGAUGCAUCUCUUUAUUGGGAAAUAAAAUGACUUUAUCUCAUUCUGCAUUGAAUCGUGUACCACAAUUGCCUGUCAUUGGCAGAAGAUCCUCAAAUGCACAGAAGAUACCCUGAUGGAAAGUUUGUCCCUUGGGCAAAGAGACAGCCAUGGGAACCUUCAGACAUACAGAGAGAAGGAAGCUUCUCUUCCUGCAUUCCUCGAAUAGCUAAGAUUUGACCAGUGUGUUUUCUAAGUCAAUUCUAGUAUGUUUCAUCCUCACCCCUCCCCUGCGGCUUUGACGAUGGAAGUGUAGUCCUAACUUACUGCAUACCUGGGACCCCUUCCCCCAGAUCGCAAUACAGGGGGCAGGAGAAUUUUACACUAUUCCUCUCGGUCCAUCUAUUGAGGUGUUUGUAGGAAGCAUGCUGGGAAUUGGAACGAGAGAAUAAAUGGCAUCUAAGACAGGCAGUGUUCACCACCAGGUAUUAGGUGAGGAUGGGAUUCUAGGGAAUCCCUUCCUCAUUCUCUCUCCUGCCACCCUGUGAAGAAGUGUUUUCUGCCUUGAUAGGGAGUUUCCCGAGGGCUUCCCCAGCCAUGCAGGACUGAAAUUAUGGUUGCCGUGAGGAAGAUGGUGACAAAAAUGAACCAGAAAUGAGAAGGAAGAAAACCAAAGAGGAAGAAGCAAAAGGAGAGUGCAAAGAGAGAAACAAAAAGAUGUAUCUGGAUCCAGGCUCCUUCAUUUCCCAUGGACAAAUCUAAAUAGCAAGGGGGUCUCAAGGAGAUGCUUUGACCUUCUGGAGCUCCUGCAGAAGGGAGAUCCACAUAAAAACUUUACUGUUUCUGGCUUGUUUCGUUCUUCCUCUGCUCUUAAAAAUGGUUAUGUGGGGAAUUAUUAAAUGUCACUGUCUUAUUUUAAAGAAGAAAAAAAAAUGGUCUCAGGAGAGAAUGCCUCUCCUGAGGCAUUCUCCCAAUGGGAGGCCGGGAGCCACCAUCAGACCUCGGCAUAGAAGCUUCCAGAAUCAAGAGCAGGAGGCAGCAGGCUGCCCACAGCAGUGAGAAUCAUGAGUAGAAGAACCAUCACAGCCCUGCUAACCAGGCAGCUGAUGCCCCUCUCCCCUGGCUCCCUGUGUCCACAUCCUACAGGGGCAUCUGUUGAUUGAACUCAAUCUGAAGCCAGAGAGAAGGCGAGUGGAGAGAGGCAGCACUUGUAGAGCUCAGGUUUCUAAGGCUGGAGAGGGUUCUGGAGGGACACACAGGAGAGACACUCAGAAGAACCGAAAAAUCAUUCAAAAGAAACGUCUAUGGAGCACGGGUCAUGGGGAUUUGGAGGCAACUAGAAGCCAUCUCAUCUUUCACCGUAUUCAACAAGCCCAUUACAACAAGCCUUUUGCUCUCAACCAUUCAGACGAACCCAGCCUAAGAAUUUCCUGGCAUUUGAUGAAAACAGCUGUGGGUUUUGCUAUCUUCAAGCUCCCUGGGAAGGAGGAUAUAAGCCCAGCACUGGCAGGCUCUUUCUAACUACCUGAUCUUGCAUGUAGACUUUGCCUCAUGGUCUCAAGAAGGCUGCCACAGCUCCAGAUGGCACACAGACGUUCCAGGCAGCAGGAAGAAGGAAGGAGCAGUUAACUGAAGGAUGUCAGGGAGCUGGUUAGUCUCCACCUGAAGAAGGCAGUCUUGAGCCAGCUUCAAUUAACUAUCGGGCUCCGGUGGGUACAUCUUUGGACUUUUCUGUAGGUGGAAAUCUGGAUGUGGUAUGUGUCUUAAAGUAGCCACCAACUCUUCCCAUUACCUUCCAAGUGAGCCCAAUUACAGGUUGGAGCCUCUUCCCUGCCCUUAGAUCUGGGAUGAGCCUCUGACUUGCAUUGACCAACAGAAUGCAGUGUAAGUGACACUGACACUACCCUUCCUGCCCUAGACUUGGGGCACAUGGCAGCUAUAUUCUUCCAUUCCUUAAGACUUGCAAAAACGGGUCUCAACAUGCCUUCCCAGAGCCAUGAGGUGUUUCUUCUCCCUUAUACUCACUGGGAAGUGGAUACAAGGGAGCUAAAAUCAGCCUCUGUUCUGUACCGGUUAAGGUAAUAGAGUUGCUGCAGUCCCCGGGGCAGGUAUCUGUGGAUGGCUCUGAAUAGGAUGGUGGCAUUUCUUGGGAAUCAAGUGCAUCCCUAGGCUGGCAGUGCAGCAGAAACACUGAAUAAAAUAUGACAGCUCUCCCUGGA